Molecule: messenger RNA, 3183 nt
Organism: Striga asiatica
Lineage: Eukaryota; Viridiplantae; Streptophyta; Magnoliopsida; Lamiales; Orobanchaceae
Source: the annotation of a GenBank genome assembly
AUAAAAUUGAAUUAAAUAUAACAAUAAUAGCUAUUUUGAACUUUUGGAGCAUGCCAAAAAAGAAUUAUGCCCAUGAAAUAUAGAGUCAAACGUAUUUUCUAAUGAAAGGAAGAUUUCAAUAGAUGCCAAAGAAAAGAAUUUGUUCGCAGAGGCAGAAAAGCAGUUGAGUUCGAAACAAAAUCAGCCCAAUAUAUAUCUGUGCAUUUCUUUAACGAGGUCGAGGACACUAAGGUGAUUCCUGACCUUCAGCACUUUCUCUCAUAUAUAAAGAAUUUGCUGAAUAUAUAAAGCUACAAAAGAAGAGGGGAAAUAAAAUGGGAUCGAUUUUCAGCUCAGCCCAGAAGAGAGAAGAUAUAGAAAUGGCUCUUGCGAAGGCCAAGCAGAUUGUCUCGUCAAAACCUGUUGUGGUUUUCAGCAAAACAUACUGUGGAUAUUGCGGUAGGGUGAAAAAGCUUCUAUCCCAACUGAAAGCUACUUACAAAAUUAUCGAACUUGAUGAGGAAAGUGACGGUGAUGAAAUUCAGACGGCUCUUGCAGAGUGGACGGGGCAGAGGACUGUCCCAAAUGUGUUCAUAAAUGGCAAACACAUUGGUGGUUCUGACGUUGUAGCUGCAAAACACGAACGAGGCGAGCUUGUUCCGUUGCUUACUGAAGCUGGUGCUAUACUGAAAUAAUCGACUUAAGCUGUAAAUAAUUAUUCGAGGAAAGAAAAUAAGCUUGAUAUGUGAAGAAUAAGUCUUAAUGACAUUUGUCUGCAAGUCGGUGGAUAAAUGUGUUCUAGAUGAGGGUGGGAGUGAAUUAAUGGUGAGAUUGAAGUUGAAAGUCCAAAUGGAGGUGAAUGGAGUUUCGGCAGAGGAUUUGGCUUUGCUUAGCGCACUAAAGGCUUAAUGAGGUGGGAGAAGAUUGCAGUGCAGCCUCUUUUCCGAUUGGAAGGUGCUUUUUUUCCGCUUGAUAUUGCAGAGGCAGAGGCCACUGGAUUUUCAUUAUUGUGCUCCAUAAAAGCCCUCCACCUUUCGAUCGUAGCUGCAUUUUCGGGUUCCAAGCUUGGAAUCUCACGCUUUUGAAGAAUCUCGAGAAUCUCUUCACUCUCGCCUAAAAGACGAGCAGCCUGGCGGAUGCUUUCUUCCCUCUCUUUGACGUUAUCACUGUGACACUUAAAUCUUAUCACACGCGCCAAAUUCGCCGAGAGACAAGCCGAAAGUAUGUCCGAGAUCAUGAUAUUCAACCUCUCGAACAACAGCUCCUCAUGUUCGUCAUCAUCGUGUGAUUCUAGGAGGAUAGUUUGAGUAAUACGGUACAUUGAGUUGGCUGCUAUGGCUUUGACCGGCCAACUAAGAGGGUCGUGCACGAGAAAGUUAUUAUUCGGGUCUGCCGUAAAAUUCUUGACCAUCUCUUGAGCAGUGGUCGAGAGUUUUCGCAACGGUGCUUUGCGGAGAUCCUUAUCGAGCCAUUUCCUGUACAGUUCGACUCCGACCCAGACAACCUCUGCUGCGUUUCUAAUGCUGGCUAAUUCUCUGUUUGUGUCGAGAGUUUUUUCUAUUAGAUUGGCAAAGUAGAGACCUUGGCUCACACCACUCAACAACUGGUCAGACUUUUGAUUUGCUAUGUUUGGAAGUGAAAUGGCGAUGCUCGUCAAGGUCACGACCGGCAGAGACCAGCAGUUGGGCGGUUCUUGUGAAUCAAUCAAACUUUCGACUCUUUCUCGCCUGUCGAAUUCUGCCACGCCGCUGAAGCUCACGGAUUUCUCGAGAAGCUCGAUUAAGUUUUUGUUGUUGUUUUGCUUACUUUUUCCGAUUCGGACAAGCUUAUCCACCUCGGCGCACAUGUUUCCGAGAGUCCUUUCAGACAGCUUGGCUUCGCCUUGGAGCCGUAGAACGUACUCACUCAAAUCAUCCAGACCUUCUUCACUCGGUGAUUCGCAUUUGAUGAAGUGGCUGAAGCAAAAGACUAGUCCUUGCAUAGAGACAGCGGAAGCGAGUAGAAGCAAUUUGCUGCCGAGAACAACAAGAAUCUGAAUUCCCAAACAGAAAUUCAGAAAUAAUCUCUUCGCAUCGUGAAGAGUUUUUUUGAACUUGAGGUCAUCAACACCGGUUUUCAAAGGCAGCGGCCUAUCUCUGCAUUGCAUCAGCAUAUGAGUCCAAUACGACUCGACCUUAAGUUCGUCUCUAAAGCCUUUGCAGCCAAUCUUUGUCGUGCUCUUGAGCUGAGCUGCAUUGAACCAUCUUAUCAAAGGAGCAACGGUACCCACCGCCACUCCAACGGUUUGAAGAACGAGGAUCCCUAGAAUGGACCACUUAUAUUUAGAACGCAACGUAGCAAAAUACUUUAGCGGUAUCCUAAUAUGAGCUUCUAAUAAUGUUAGAACCAUCAACAUACACAUCACGCCUACACUAACGCACGUCGCGGAGCGCGCCACCACAAACUGAGGGCUCCCGCUUUCGGCCAUCACCCAAUACCUCCGCAACAUUAGUCUUAGUUCACUUAUGGUCGCGUAAUAAUUAUUUUCCAUAACUAUCUUUCUGUGCAUCUGAUUGUACUGCAACUCUAUGUGUCUUUUGGACGAGGGCACCAUGAUGGCGGAAGAAGAUAAUGCCACAAGCAAAAGGAGCAUGCAAACAACGGAUACGAUUUCUUGAGCUACAGCUACUCGGUCGACAUAAUCAAGAGACAAAGUUCGAUUUAACCUUAUGCACACGUUCCCCGUGACAGUGAGCACAAGAAUGGCUAGGGAAGCCGUAUUCAGCACGAUUUCAUUGUUUGUCAUGGAUCCGAAAGAAGCCAUGAGAUUGGACAUGGCUGUUGACAUCAAGACUAGGCUGCUAACGCGUGCAAGUUUGUCACUGAAGCCCGGCAUAUCGGUAGUCAUAUCAAUGGGGAGUUUCAUGGCCACAGCCAAAAGGGUCAAGGAGAAAGCGUUGAGAGAGAAGUACUUGCAGGGGAACCACAGCUUUUGAGUGCGGAAACCUUUGAGUGCAUCGGCAGCCAUAGCCAACAAGCAGGCACCCGAAGCUGCUGCAAUGUACACGCCUACCCAUGGCAUGGGCGAAUCCAAAUUAUCUUGCAAGGCUUUAUCGUACUCUUGGAGGAAAACGUAGUUAUUGCAAGCGUCCAAGUCGUCGUAUAAAGGACCCAUAUCACUCACUCAAAACUGCUUUCAGGUUGUCUUUUUUUUUUUUUUUUUUU